This is a messenger RNA of Diabrotica virgifera virgifera (western corn rootworm), 4012 nucleotides long. Its product is annotated as kinesin-like protein KIF14. Gene Ontology annotation, cellular component: kinesin complex; microtubule. The record is from RefSeq and is a predicted model, not a curated record. Gene Ontology annotation, biological process: microtubule-based movement. NCBI's taxonomy places the organism in Eukaryota, Metazoa, Arthropoda, Insecta, Coleoptera, Chrysomelidae. The transcript is spliced from 3 exons. Bases 244 to 2322 code for a protein of 692 amino acids. Gene Ontology annotation, molecular function: microtubule binding; ATP binding; ATP hydrolysis activity.
AACAUUUCGAUUUUAUUGACAUAUAACACUGUCACCAACAUAAAUAUCUUAGUUCUUUUCAUAAAAUACUAAAAUAAAUACGUUGGCAAUCUUGAACCUUAACGGUUGUUUUAUUGUCAAAAUUGACAGAAGGAUGUUUAAAAUUUGGAAGAUAGUGGUUUUUAAGUUUUACGUCUAUUAUGUUUUAAAGUAAUAAGAGAAAAUUAACAUUUUAUCUGUAUUAGCUGUGUUUGGUAGUACUAUAUGGCGUUUUCUACCCCUAGUUCUACCAGGAAACGAGUGAUUUCUUCAGUAAUCUUCGAUAAAACACCGAAAUCUAGCUAUGCUACACCAAAGAAUAAAAAGGUGGAAGCUCUACCCACUACCCCGGAAUGUUUUAACAAUGUUCAAGUCGAAACCCCCGUGAUCAAAAGAAGGACUAGUAAAGAUAAGUUUGAUGAAGUUAGUAACUUAACUGUAGCUGUAAGGAUAAGGCCUAUGAAUGCCAGAGAACUGGUUGUUGUGGGUGCAACAGACGUAGUUCUUGUGAAAGAAAAAGAAUUGAUCAUCAAGGCUCAGAGUAACACUAGUGGUAUGAGUAGUAAUCAUCAAUUUCACUACGAUCACAUUUUUUGGUCCUGUGAUGAAUCCAAUGACUCAUAUGCCUCUCAGGAAGAUGUAUUUAGAACAUUAGGAAGACCUUUAAUAAACAGUGCUUUUAAAGGAUACAAUGGAUGUUUAUUUGCUUAUGGUCAAACUGGUUCAGGUAAAAGCUUCAGCAUGAUGGGCAAAGACAUGUGCGAAGCUACUGAUAUGGAUUGCCAAGUGUUUUCCGGCAUCACACCAAGAUUUUGUAAAGAUAUUUUUAACAGAAUUGCUCAACUAGAUAAAAACUCAAUAUGUACUGUAGAAGUUAGUUAUUUUGAAAUAUAUAAUGAAAAGAUCCACGACUUGCUUUCCUGCUCAUCUACUGCAAAUAAACAGCCUUUAAAAGUCCGAGAACAUCCAGAAUUGGGACCGUAUGUAGUUGACUUAAGUGUGCAAGUUGUAAAAUCCUACAAGGAAUUAAGGCAUUGGCUUUUAGUAGGUAACCGCAAUAGAGCUACGGCAGCUACAACAAUGAAUGAAAAAUCAUCCAGAUCACACAGUAUUUUCUCCAUUGAACUCUGUUUAUCUGACGAUAAAAACGGAGAGAGCGCCAGUCGAAAGAGUAGAAUAAGCCUAGUUGAUUUAGCUGGAAGUGAACGCUUGGGUAAUUCACAUGGUGCCGAAGGAAGAAUUAGAGAAGGCGUAUGCAUUAACAAAUCUUUAUUGACAUUAGGAAAAGUUAUUUCUGCUUUAGCCGACCAAAAGAAAAAUCAAUUUGUACCUUAUAGGGAAUCAGUUUUAACAUGGUUACUCAAGGAAAGUCUUGGAGGCAAUUCAUUAACCACGAUGUUAGCAACGAUAAGUCCUUCCAGCACACAUCUAGAUGAAACCUUAGCCACGCUCAGAUACGCUUGCCAAGCUAGAUCAAUAGUAAACAGAGCUAGAGUUAACGAGAAUCCACACGAUCGUCUAAUACGAGAACUGCGUUCGGAAGUUGAAAGACUGCGAGCCUUGCGACAAGACUUUGAGCGCAGUUCGCUAUCUUCCUCUUCUCUUACUUCGUGUAAUGAUGCCCACGACGAAGAGCUAGAAGGGCUUAGAAAGAAACUAAGUGAUUCAGAAAAACAUUUAGAGGAUGCCCAAAAGAACUGGGAGAAGAGGUUUUUAGAAACCAAAAAAACGCAGCUGAAGGAAUUAGCUGAGGCCGAAAAGUACAAAGCUGAGCUCGAGUCGAAGGUUCGAGUUAUGAAAAGAGUUGAUGAUAAUGUAAAACUGUCGCCGUAUAGGACUAACUUUCUUGAAGAAUUGGAAUGUGUACUGACUGAUGAAACGGACGUCGUGGUAGAUAAUAUCAUGUUGGACGUUUUAACUGACUGGUGUUGUAGAAACGGAUUGACUUGCACCUUUUCGUCAGAUACUUUGAUAAUAAAGGAUCCUGUGAAGAAUAGGCACACGCAUAUAUUAAUUAACUCAAUAGAUAUGAACGGGCAUGAAAAUGUUAGCGACUUUGUAGAUAGUCUGACAUGGACUAACACUAAGAACUCCACUAAGAAGAUUAGUAAGAAUGAGGUGAUGUCAUCCAUGAAUCAGAUUUAUCAAGCUUUAGCCACCUUACAGCCUCCAGAAAGCGAAAAUAAUUUGUGCCUGUUGUUUGCCAAAGUUAACAAGACCUUACAAAGUUUUGAAGCUGCGUUAUUAAAUAACGCUAAGAGUAACGUAGGACAAAAAGUUGUAACCUUCGAUGCAGAUAUUUGAAGGAUAAAUUUGAUACAUUUAUGAACUACAAAACUAAAAGUCAAACAAUUAGGAAUGGAGGUCGUAGAUUUAAUGACGUCAUAACCCACCGGUACAAACUUGACUGCAAACAAAUUCAACAAAUUUUUCCUCAUAUAUUUUAGUUUUUUUGUUACUGUCAAGUUUAACAGGAUAACGCUGUUGCAUUGCCAAAUAAAAAACAUAUUUUUUUUUUUUUUUUUUUUUUUUUUGUAAGCAUUUAUUAGCAAUCAGAAUUACAUAUUCUAUAAGCUAAUUUGAUAACAAGUACAAUAACAUAUAUCAAUGUAUUAUUGUACAUCACAUAUAAAACAUAUAUGCAUUUUCCAAAGCAGCUACCGGCUAUACUGUUUCUCUUUGUCUUUAAGAGUGUGAAACAAAGAUAACUAACUAUCUGUACUAUGUGUCAAACUGACAUUGUCCUAUAGAAGGUUAUGUAAGAUUUUUGUUUGUUUGUUUUUUUUAUUUUAUGGCCUUUUGGGAGCUGUGCCCAUUUAGCCAGCAACAUUUCUUAAAAUUAACGCCUAACUAAACCUACCAUACAACAAAACUAUUACGAACCUAAUCGGCUAAUCAAGGAUAGGGGAAAGUGAAGUUGGUUAAAAUAUAAACUAAAUAAAUGAAAUAUAAUUUGAAAACAAUAAUUUGACACUAUAUUUAACCUCCAAUAUUAUGACAGACGUCAGUUACCAUUUACAAUUUCACCAAAUAUUAUAAUGACGUCAUCUAAUCCCGUCACUAAUUCUAGCCAAUGAAAUGCUCGCUGUAAUAGGAAUGGCAUGUCAAAAAAAAAGAAUGUGUGUGUACUUUGUACGCACAAGUCUUCUACUUUAAAAUGUAUAAUACAUGCCUGAAUUGCCGAUAUAAAUGAGUCAGAUUAAAUAAAUUAUUAGAAGAAUUUUUUACUAAGCAACAACAUUUUUGUUUAUUUAGUAUUAUUUUGUAUUUUGACAACGACACCCGACUUGGGCGUCGAAACGUUAAUAAAUUCAUUUUUUUGGUAAAAUUGUGGCUUAUUUUCCAUUUAAAAUAGUUCAUUUUAAACAGUUUAUUUUUAUUUUAUUAAACUAAUUUUAAUACUUACCACUUUCCAAAAAUUAAAAAAAAAGGCAGCUAUUGUCCGCAUUUGAACCCAGGACCUCUCGAUCUCUAGUCGAAUGCUGUACCAAUGACGCUAUGAAGGCUGUGUUUACACGGUUUCUCGGACAUUAUGACAAAUCACGGUAACAAAUAGACGAAGUGAAGUAUUAAAAAUAUAAAAAUGUUUUAAUAAUAUGUAUUAUCUUACUCCCGAGGAAGACAAAUCCAAAGAUACAAAAAUUAUAAUAUAUUUACUAAAAAACUAAUAUACUUUUUCCACACCUUUUUUGGACUGAUAGAUACAUAACUUAAAAGAUUUAGCAACGAAUAACAUACUGUCUCUGUGCGCAUGCGCACAGAAUAAUAAAAAUUCACUCUCUAUCGCGCCUAAAGAAGUAUAACUUCAAAAAUCUCAUUAUUCCCUAUAUAUUUUUUCAAAUUUAGAAUAUGACAACAAUGUGAAAAUUACGUGCAUUCCUUAUUGUUUGACUUUUCCUUAUAGCGAUAUUAUUUAUGUUUUAUAUUUUUAAUGUUUGUAAUAAAAUAAAUUUUGUAAAUCAUAUACAAUAAAGUGUAUAUUUUUGGUUACAAA